Molecule: messenger RNA, 1808 nt
Organism: Micropterus dolomieu (smallmouth bass)
Lineage: Eukaryota; Metazoa; Chordata; Actinopteri; Centrarchiformes; Centrarchidae
Product: calcium-responsive transactivator-like
Exons: 11
Coding region: 558-1808 (416 amino acids)
Biological process (GO): positive regulation of transcription by RNA polymerase II; positive regulation of dendrite morphogenesis
Cellular component (GO): nucleus
Molecular function (GO): transcription coactivator activity
Source: RefSeq, a predicted model, not a curated record
AAAUAUGGACGUCAGGUGAGCUGAGACGCCGAGCAUUUCCUCCCGAGGUUACAGGCAAGGCUGCACGCGACUUAUCUAAGGUGUUGCAGCACGUUGAAUAACAAUUUAAACGUUAGUUUUAUUUUUUUUCCCUGACGGUGCCAAAAACAACUUUCACAACUGCUCCUCCUGUUAUUUUGCUCACCGAGCAGCGUGUGGAGUGAUUGGCUGUCAUGAAUCAAAGGAUACCCGGUUUACAGCGAGAGAAAGUGGUAGGCUACUCACUGUCUGGGUUGUACCAAAAACUGAGGGAUUUCCCCUUUCAUGUCAAAGUUGAUUAUCCAUGUCAUUAAUUGCAUGCAGGCCAUAAAUGAUGAGCCUACUUUCACCAAGAACCCACGUUUAAUUACACAAAGAGAAAUUAGGUAUUUUCUUAUUUGUCUUCCUUUAUGGACCAAAGCGCAGUGUCAAUACCCCCAUUUCUUGGUAAUGGAUAAACUAUGUAACCAAAUAGAGGGCUGCGCUCAAGAUAAUAAAUAUUAGAAUAAAAGAAGCUCUUUUAUUUCCCAUAUGUUAAAAUGUCGGUGGCAUUUUCAUCGGCGCGCCCCAGGAGUAAAGGGGAGGUGACACAGCAAACGAUUCAAAAGAUGCUGGAUGAAAAUCAUCAUUUAAUACAAUGUAUAAUGGAUUACCAAAGCAAAGGCAAGACAGCUGAGUGCACACAGUAUCAGCAGAUCCUGCACAGAAAUCUUGUUUACUUGGCCACAAUAGCAGACUCCAAUCAGAACAUGCAGUCACUACUACCUGCACCUCCUACUCCCAACAUGUCCAUGGGUCCUGGAGGGAUGGGCCAGAGUGGGGGACAUGCUCCAAGCAACCUCAAUGAUAACAUAGCACCAGGACUGCCCCCGACGUCUAUGAUGCAGAGCCAAAUGAGCAAUGGCCCCAGCCAUGCCCCCAUGCAGCAGCAGUCUGGUCAGGUGCACUCGGCUAUUCCCUCCGCAUCCCUCAGCCUGCCUGCCAGCAGCUACGGUAGCUCAGCUUCAGCCUCCGGUUACAGCCACGCCUUGCCCUCCUCCCAGGGUAGCAUGAUCCAGGGCCCAGGGCCUGGCUAUGGCUCUUCCUCUUCUUCCUCCACAUCCUCCUCUUCUUCCUCCUCCUCCCGCAGCAACCUCAACAUGCAGUCAAACCAAGUCACCAUGAUGCACCAACAAUCUGCCACUCCACACUACUCCUCAGCCCAGGCUGGGGGCCAACAUUAUCAGGGACAGCAGGCCAUGGGCAUGAUGGGUCAGGGCAGUCAAGGAAACAGUAUGAUGUCUCAGAGGCCCAUGGGAUCCUACCGCUCCUCACAACAAGGAUCUGCACAGCAGUACAUGGGACAAGACGAGUUCUACGGAGAGCAGUAUGGACACACUCAGAGCUCCAGCGAGCCCAUAAACCAGCAAUAUUACCCUGAUGGUCAUGGGGAGUACUCGUAUCAACAGUCUUCAUAUGGUGAGCAAGGCUAUGACAGGUCCUUUGAUGAAUCUUCACAGCAUUAUUAUGAAGGAGGUAACUCUCAGUACAGUCAACAGCAGGCCCAGUAUCAGCAGGGCUCUGGCCAGCAACAGCCCUUCAGCCAGCAACAGUACUCCUCUCAACAAGGCUACAGCGGACAGCCACAGGGAUACGGUCCUGGCCAGGGUGGAUCAUCCCAGUACUCUCAGUAUCAGCAGGGUCAAAGCCAACAGUAUGGCUCCUACCGUUCCUCCCAGGGAGGUCCUGGAGCGCAGACGCAGAGGCCCUAUGCCUAUGAACAGGGUCAGUAUGGGAAUUAUCAGCAAUAA